Hibiscus syriacus is the source of this 1383-nucleotide messenger RNA. RefSeq names its product aspartic proteinase nepenthesin-1-like. NCBI's taxonomy places the organism in Eukaryota, Viridiplantae, Streptophyta, Magnoliopsida, Malvales, Malvaceae. Gene Ontology annotation, cellular component: extracellular region. Bases 1 to 1383 code for a protein of 460 amino acids. The record is from RefSeq and is a predicted model, not a curated record. The transcript has 2 exons.
AUGUCUUCUUCCCUUGGUUUUGUGAAUGUUAAAGUGUUGUUUUACCUUUGUGUUACAUUAGUGUUCCAACACCAUUUCGCAUAUUCGACUGCAAAUCGUACCGGCCUAACCUUAAAGGCUUGCGUAGAUGAUUCUCCGGGGUCUCCUAUGUUCCGUAUUCAGGAUCUAAGUGUACCUGAAAGGAUAGAAAGAUUGAUCAAUGUUAGCAAUGCUAGAGCCAACUAUUUGUAUCUAAUGUCGAGUCUCAAUGGAACGAUACUCCCUGAUAAUAUUCGAAUUCCGAUACUACGAGAUGGUUUAUUUUAUAUCGUAACGUUUUCGAUAGGAAGCCCAGCACACCGAGUGAAGUUGUUGUUGGACACCGGUAGUGGUCUCAUUUGGACGCAAUGUGAACCUUGCUUAACUUGUUUUAAACAACUUCUUCCGAUUUUUGAUUCUAGAGCUUCCUCCAGUUAUGCCACACUUCCUUGUACUCAUCCUCUCUGCAAUGGCGAAAGAAGGCCCUAUUCUUGUGUAAACAACCGAUGCGUCUACCAAUACGGAUAUCUCGGUGGAGCCUCCACUGCGGGGGUUAUGUCGUCGGAAGAUUUUAUUUUCUAUAUUGACGAAUAUCAUAUGCAAACGUUUGAAAAUGUUGUAUUCGGUUGCGGUAAUGAUAACGAUAACAUUUUCUUUCAGAACACCGCUGUUUCGGGGAUCUUCGGGUUGAACUUUGCGCCGGAAUCUAUGAUGCAACAGUUUGCCGCUCAAACUCGUUCUCGAUACUCAUACUGCCUCGUUCCUUUUACUGAGCUAGUUCCCGACACACUUCUUCUAAAGUUCGGACAAGACAUUCCGGAGUUGCCUCACGCUGAAUCAACAUUGUUUGUGCAAAGAGCUGGCGACCAUCAUUUCUUCGUGGAAUUGUUGGAUAUAAGUGUUGGUGAUUAUCGUCUAGGAUUGCCUCCAUCUGCUUUUCAGUCUAGAGGAGGUGGGCAAGGUGGUUGCAUCAUUGACUCGGUAUCUCUGUUCACUCUAAUCGAUUCCAACUCAGUUGGUGGAAUGAAUCCAUACGAGAGAGUGAUGCAAGUGUUUAGAGGCUAUUAUGGGUCAAAAGGAUUUACAGCUAUACCAACACGUCCAGGAGGAUUGGAGCUGUGUUAUAACAUCCCACCCAAUUUUAAUGAUUUUGCGUCUUUAACAUUCCAUUUUAAUGGAGCCGAUUACACCGUUCCCGGCGAAUAUGCCGUUUUCUACACCGAUGCAACUCUCUGCAUACCAAUACUGAAGGGAACCGGCAUAACUAUUGUCGGAGCAGUGCAUCAACAAAAUAAACGACUCGUUUAUGAUGGCAUGUUUGAUGAACUCCAAUUUGCUGAUGAAAUUUGUCGUAAUGAUAGGUGA